AUGUCAAACUCCAAAUCCAAGUUCCGCAGUCUACCCCGCGCCCCGAGGCCUUUGACCUGCCCAUACAAGGGAAGAUCUCUCCUCCAAUCAUCCCAAUUAAACAAAGGCUCGGCCUUCCCAGACCAUGAGCGAUCAACAUUCAAGCUCCACAGUCUUCUCCCGCCAAACAUCCAAACACUGGACGAGCAAGUUCAGCGCGCGUAUCAGCAGUAUCAAAGCAGACCAGAUGACCUAGCCAAAAACACCUUCCUAGCUAGCAUGAAGGCCCAGAAUGAAGUGCUGUACUACAAGCUCGUGCAAACCCAUCUCAUGGAGAUGUUCAGCGUGAUAUACACGCCAACCGAGGGAGAUGCGGUUCAGAAUUACUCGCGGUUGUUUAGGAAGCCGGAAGGGUGUUUCUUGAAUAUCAAUGACCAGGAUCACUUUGAAGAGUAUCUCGCUGAGUUUGGGACUGCGGAUGAUGUUGAUUAUGUCGUUGUCAGUGAUGGGGAAGGGGUGUUGGGCAUUGGGGACCAGGGUGUGGGCGCCAUUCUCAUAUCGGUUGCCAAACUGGCUAUUACCACGCUCUGUGCUGGAAUCCAUCCUUCACGACAGCUUCCUGUUGUACUGGAUUGCGGGACAGAUAACGAAAGGUUGCUUAAUGACGAACUGUAUCUAGGCCUCCGACAGCGCCGGGUCAGAGGGGAGAAAUACGAUGAAUUUGUGGAUCGAUUUGUGAAGGCUGCCCGCAAACGAUUCCCUAAGGCCUACAUCCACUUGGAGGAUUUCGGGCUCUAUAAUGCACGGAGGAUACUCAACAGGUAUCAGUCACAGAUACCCUGUUUCAAUGAUGACAUCCAGGGCACGGGGUGUGUUACACUCGCUGCCAUGUUGGCUGCCCUUCAAGUCAGCCAAGUCAAACUGGAAGACGUGCGAGUAGUGAUCUUCGGCUCUGGAACGGCUGGUAUUGGCAUUGCCGAGCAGAUUUCAGAUACCAUCGCCACUGAGACAGCAAAAUCAAAGGAUGAAGCAUCCAAGCAGAUCUGGUAUGUCACCGCGAGACAGGGAGACAACACCCCUGCUAAAACUGUUCUUUCAUCUAGGUGCAUCGACAAGCCCGGUCUGCUUGUAAAAUCCCUCGGUGACAAGCUGACAGAAGGCCAGCAAUUUUUCGCACGAGAUGAUAAAGAGUGGUCGGACGGUGACCGAGGUCUGCUUUCGGUCGUCAAAAAGGUACAUCCCCAUAUGCUUAUCGGGACAUCGACCAAGCCCGGAGCAUUCACCGAAGAUAUAAUUCGUGAGAUGGCCAAGAACGUAGAGCGACCAAUUAUAUUCCCCCUCAGCAAUCCGACACGACUCCACGAGGCGAAGCCAGUUGAUCUCUACAAAUGGACCGAAGGGCGAGCCCUCGUUGCCACAGGCAGCCCAUUCCCACCAGUAACCUAUAACGGUACGGAACAUGACAUCGCGGAAUGCAACAACUCAACUUGCUUCCCAGGCGUUGGUCUUGGAGCAGUCCUCUCGGAGUGCCGCCUCCUGUCCAAGAAGAUGCUAGUCGCUGCCGUAAAGGCACUCAAGGCACGGUCGCCCGCCCUGAAAGACUCCGAUAAGCCGUUGCUGCCCGAUGUGCAAGACGUACGUGAUAUCAGUGUGGAUAUUGCCGCGGCUGUGACCUUAUCUGCCGUCGAGGAGGGACUUGCGCAGGCCGAGGGCAUUCCUACCACGGACUCCGAGCUGCGAGAAUGGAUUCGAAUCCAGAUGUGGGAGGCCGAGUACCGGCCUCUGGUCAAUAAGUAUUAA
This is a messenger RNA of Penicillium egyptiacum, 1779 nucleotides long. NCBI's taxonomy places the organism in Eukaryota, Fungi, Ascomycota, Eurotiomycetes, Eurotiales, Aspergillaceae. The record is from the annotation of a GenBank genome assembly.